GCCAUAAUAAUUGCCAUCAGUAGGCAGCACUAGUGCGCUGUUGUUCGACAGCGGAUCCAAAGCCCUCGCCUUUCUGCUUUCUUUCUUGGAUUCUUCCUCUUUCUAUUGCCUAAAACAUUUUCGCGGAAAAACCCAUUUGCUCAUUUUCCCGGGAAAAGAUUCCGAGUAGUAGAGGGUUCCUGCAUUUGGUUGAUACUCAUCUCACUAGCAUCUCUCUUUCUAUGCUCUUAACGCGAGUUGAAUUGAAUUGAAAUGACAGCAUCAAGAGAAGUGUCAACGAUGAUAAAGCAAGGGUUUAUCUCAGACCCAACACUUUCUUUUUCACCUUCAAGAGCUUCCUCAACUGCAACACUCUCUAGGGUUUUAAACUCUCCUAACUCAAAAACCGUACUCUCUCCACCCCACUUCAACUCCAAUGAGUCGACUCAACCGCCAACUCGCCCGGGUCACCACCCAACUCUGUUUCAAAUGAUGUCUGAGGAGCAAGCCCUUGAACAGAACCGCCAAAGAUCCCAAUCAAAAGUAUCAAAAAUAUUAAAAGAAUUUGACAAUUUGAAUAAUUGUGGGUUGGGAUUGGGUGAUGUGAGGCUUACUGUGAUUGGGAGAGAUGGGUAUAGGGUUUCAUUUGAUGCGCAUAAGUGGGUUUUGAUAGAGAAAAGUGGAUUCUUCAGGGAGAAGUUACGAGACAGAGAGAAGGGAGUUAUGCAUACAGUGGAGAUAAGUGAGUGUGAUGAUGUAGAGGUGUACCUGGAGACUCUGGUAUUGAUGUAUUGUGAUGAUUUGAAGAAGAGAUUGAUGGGUGAGGAGGUCUAUAAAGUCUUGGCAUUGCUUAAGGUAUCUGCAGCUAUCAUGUUUGAUGCAGGGAUUAUGUCAUGCUUAGAAUACUUGGAAGCUGUACCAUGGUCUGAGGAUGAAGAGGAAAAGGUCAUCUUUCAUCUUAGUCAACUUCAGCUUCAUGACUCAGCAACUGAAGUUCUCCAAAGAGUGUCAACCGAACUAUCUACUUCUCCUAGAGCUGAUGACAUCUUCCUGAAAUUGCUGAAUGGUGUUCUACAAGCCAAAGAUGACAAGGCUCGUCGAGAGAUGAAAACUGUAAUUUCUAGGUUAUUUAGAGAAGAUUCAUCAGAUCAUGAUAAUAGGCUUGAUGUUUCUAAAGAUACACUUUAUUCUCUCUGCCAUGGAUGUCUCAGUUCGCUUGUCCUAUGCUUAUCUGAGGCUACAUGCAUGGAUGAUACCAGGCAUGACCGAGGUGGUUUAAUGAGUGAAAUAGCUCGAGAAGCUGAAAAUUUGCAGUGGAUUGUUGAUAUUUUAAUUGAUAAACAAGCAGCAGAUGAGUUCGUGAAAUUAUGGGCAGAUCAGAAGGAGCUUGCAGUUCUCCAUUCAAAGAUUCCUACCAUUUACCGACAUGAAAUCAGCAAGAUUACUGCACAACUAUGCAUUGCCAUUGGGAGAGGACAAAUCUUGGUACCAAAAGAAACUCGGUUUUCCUUGUUGUCAACCUGGUUGGAAGCUCUUUAUGAAGACUUUGGAUGGAUAAGGAGGGCUUGUAAAUCUGUUGAUAAGAAACUAGUUGAGGAUGGACUAGGGCGGACAAUUCUUACCUUACCAUUGCUGCAACAACAGGCUAUUAUGCUGAAAUGGUUUGAUCGAUUCCUUAACAAGGGGGAUGACUGCCCCAAUAUUCAAAGAGCAUUUGAGGUUUGGUGGAGAAGAGCUUUUAUCAGACAAUAUGCGGGUGAACAGGAUAAUUCCCAGUUGCAAAUAACAGUUUGUGAUUAUCCGAACUGAAGGAUUGGAGCAGUGCUCUAGUCUCUCAAGUCCUUUCAUAAUGAGAUGGAUUCUGCAUACAAACCUAGUUAUUGCCCAGGUUGCACUGGAUGUUUAGAUGUGAGAAAAGCUAUAUGCAGCACACUAAUGGAAGGGCUCACUCUGGAUAUUUGGAGGUUGGUGAUGAAUGGCUACAGUCUCCGCUGCAGACAUCAUGGAGAAUUGCAUACGUUUUGCACACAGAAGCAGCUCAUAAUCCAAUCCAAUACAAUAUAGAAGAAGAGCAACAGAACAUAGUUGAACACAAAGCAGAUGAUAUAAAUUUAUGCAAGGAUUCAUCAGACAAGGAAAUGACAAUAACAUUCUGAGUGGCCUAUAUUCUUGAUGUAAGGCUGCUUCUUGUAGACCGCGUCUUCUGGUUUAUUUGGCCUGUUCUGCAUCUUUGAUCAACACUGCUGCUGCAGAGAAUCAUAAAGCAACCAAACCAAAAUCAUAAUAAUAAUAAUAACAAUAAUAAUAGUAGUAACUUACGCAAACUACAGAUGCAUAUACUGUAAAAAUUUAUUAUUAUUGGGCUAUUAUUUCAGUGGUUGAAAGGAUAAAUUUCACAUCUAUGUAGAAAUGUAUCAUGAAAAUACUGUUAUUGAACUAUUAGCUCAAUAGUUGAAUUCCUAUUUGUUAAUACAGAAGCUCAGGAUUCAAAUG
Messenger RNA from Hevea brasiliensis (rubber tree), 2472 nucleotides. RefSeq names its product BTB/POZ domain-containing protein At5g60050. The record is from RefSeq and is a predicted model, not a curated record. Gene Ontology annotation, molecular function: protein binding. The coding region runs from base 253 to 1788 and encodes 511 amino acids. The transcript has 3 exons. NCBI's taxonomy places the organism in Eukaryota, Viridiplantae, Streptophyta, Magnoliopsida, Malpighiales, Euphorbiaceae.